UGUGGAUGUAAGGUUCUGAAUUAUUAGAGAUGUCGAAGGAAGCCGCAAAAGUUAUUUUCCUAUUAUUAUGUGUAAGAAUUUCGUCGGUGUUUGUUAUUAAAACAUUCUUUUCACCUGACGAAUAUUGGCAAUCACUGGAAGUAGCACAUCGCAUAACAUUUGGUUAUGGACACUUGACAUGGGAAUGGACGAAAGGAAUUCGCAGUUAUUUUUAUCCGACUCUCUUUGCUGCCAUUUAUAAAGUUCUGGAUCUUUUAAAAAUAGACUCGCGCGUCUUUUUAAUUCUCCUGCCGAGAAUCUUUCAAGCUCUUAUUGCUUCGUAUGCUGAUUAUCGUUUCUAUGUCUGGUGUAAUCGCAAAAAAUGGUCACUAUUCAUCAUUGUUACUAGCUGGUUUUGGUUCUAUACUGGAAGUAGAACCUUCAUUAAUUCAUUUGAGGCAGCACUAACAACAAUCGCAUUGAGCUUCUUCCCUUGGAAUGAAAAUAGCGAAAACACUGGAUUCUUGUGGAUUACAGCACUGCUGACUUACAUCAGACCAACUUCAGUACUCACUUGGGCUCCUUUAUGCUUCUAUCAUGUUAAAAAGUCAAAAUAUCCAGGAUGGGAACUACUUCUUAAGAGAUAUCUCUUCAUUGGACUGUUUACUGGAUCUGUUUUAGCUGCUCUUGACUCAUACAUUCAUGGAAGCUUUAUAAUCACACCUUACGAAUUCUUUAAAGUCAAUGUUCUUGAUGGAAUUGGCAGUUUCUAUGGAACACAUCCAUGGUAUUGGUACUUUAGUACUGGAUUACCGGCUAUUUUGGGUAUCGGAAUAGUCCCUUUCUUUCUGUCCAUUUUCGUCGCUAUUCAAUCAUGGGAUGAAUCAAAAAGUCGUCAAUACAUUUUGUUCUCAAUUAUUUUGACUAUAUUUGGAUACUCAUUAUUGCCACAUAAGGAAUUCCGGUUCUUAUUGCAAAUUCUACCUUUAUGUCUAUACUGCAUAACACAAUUCUUAUCAGAAUGGAGCCGAACAAAGUCAACAAUUGUUAUUUGGCUAGUUGCUGUUGUCAUUCUCGUCAGUAACGUUAUUCCUGCUGGAUAUCUUGGAUUUGUGCAUCAACAAGGAACACUCAAUGCUAUGGACAAAUUAGCAUCAAUUGCUAGCGAUUAUAAGACAGAAAAUGGACAACCUGCAAAGUUCUUAUUUUUGAUGCCUUGUCAUUCAACUCCUUACUACUCUCAUAUCCAUCAAAAUGUCACUAUGAGAUUUUUGACUUGUGAACCGAACUUUAAAAAUCAAGAAAAUUAUUUGGACGAAGCAGACAAGUUUUAUGAAGCACCAAUGGUAUGGAUUAGAAGACACCUUCCUGUUCAUCCGAUUGACGCACUGCCAACUCAUGUUAUUGUGUUCGAUACUUUAGUGCCGAAAAUUAGUGACUUUUUGUCAAUUUAUAAGCCUCUCGAGAUCUUCUUCCAUGCUGAUCAUUUAGUAUCUCAACGUAAUGGACGGAAUGUGAUGAUUUAUGAACGCACCCAAGUCGCUAAGAAGAAAAUAGAAUCGGAUAUUGUGAAGGAAACACCAGAAGUUAAGCAAGAAGAUCAGAUUCAGGACGAACUUUAAGGAAAAAGUUUCUUAUAGUUUGUUAAAAUUUAAAGAAUUUAUUUCCUUGUCAACUGCCUUAAAAUGGUUUUCUCAAUCAGGUACAAUUUAGUAGGAUAUAGGGAAAUUAACAAGAAACCAUAAUGUGCUGAUGUGACCAUACAAAACUUACUAUUUCAUUUAUAAAAUUAACGAUAUUUUCCCACUCAAAAUUUAAC
Molecule: messenger RNA, 1798 nt
Organism: Chironomus riparius
Lineage: Eukaryota; Metazoa; Arthropoda; Insecta; Diptera; Chironomidae
Source: the annotation of a GenBank genome assembly